UUUAUUGUUGUCUUGUAAUAGCAACCCGCUCUCGGGCUCCCUUAUUUGCAUUCUCAGCAGGACGGCAAGGUGAAUAAUUUAAUUCCAGCAGCCUCUGCCACGUGACGAUGCGAGGGACCCGUCAGCGAUGCCUCCCCUGUGCCGACAGACUUCGGAGGGGAAUGGAAACUUACAGAAGCGAUGCGAAAUCGUCGCAUCUCCUCCCUUAACCCCGGGGAAAUCUCCCGGCAGAGCGAUCGCUUCUUCCUUCGCUUUUCCACGCGUUCCUCUGACGUGGAGCUUAGGGGAGGAGGGGAAGGGGGGGGGUGUGUGUGAGCCUGCGAGCAAGACGAGCGAGGGAGUGGGAAGCGGGGAGGGCAGCGGGGAAAAAUGCACACCCAGCCACCGAGCUAGUUGGAGCAGGAACGACGAGGAGCCGGAGCGAGGCCCGGAGCCCAGCCGCCGGCAGCGGGGAGUGGAAAUUUACAGCUGCUUGUGAGCGCCUGUGCAUGUUGAAGCGAUCCUUUCCGCUAACGCUUUUUCCAGAGGCUGAAGAAGAGCGGGAGGCCGAGUCGAGGGAUCCCUUCUCUCUGCCACGUGUCAGUAACCGGAGGGUGGGGGGGGAGAAAGCGGAAUUAAAUGGAAGAUAACUGAAGGCGGCUGCUGGCGGCGUGGCCUGCGGGGAGGCGGCAGAGCUGUCUUCAGCACCCGGCCAUGGGGCUGCACGGGGCUGCCUAGGAGCCCCCACCUUUCCUCACGCAUGCAUUCCCUUUAUGAGCAGAUAAACUGUCAGAAGAGAUAUUUUGAAGACUGAUAAAGCAUAGGCUUUGGUGUCAAAUGACUUAGGCUUCAUUCCUGACACAGCCACUGAUUUUUUUUUGUGACCUUGGGCGGUCCUCUUCUAUCCUGAAAGAAGAAAUCCAAGUGAAGAAAAAACAUGCCUUUGUUUAGUAAAUCGCACAAAAAUCCUGCUGAGAUUGUGAAAAUUCUGAAAGAAAACAUGGCCAUAUUGGAAAAACAAGAAAAAAAGACUGACAAGGCAUCGGAGGAAGUGUCAAAAUCUCUUCAAGCAAUGAAGGAAAUUCUGUGUGGGACCACAGACAAGGAGCCACCUACAGAAAUUGUGGCUCAGCUGGCACAAGAGCUGUACAACAGUGGCCUUCUAGUGACACUUAUUGCCAACCUGCAGCUGAUAGAUUUUGAGGGCAAAAAGGACGUUUCCCAGAUAUUUAACAACAUCUUGAGAAGACAGAUUGGCACACGCAGCCCUACAGUGGAAUACAUUAGUGCCCAUCCACAUAUCCUAUUCAUGCUUCUAAAAGGAUAUGAAUCCCCAAAUAUUGCCUUACGCUGUGGAAUUAUGCUGAGAGAGUGCAUCCGGCAUGAACCCUUGGCCAAAAUCAUACUUUUCUCGGAACAGUUCAGAGACUUUUUUAAAUAUGUGGAAAUGUCAACGUUUGAUAUAGCUUCUGAUGCCUUUGCUACAUUCAAGGACCUGUUAACACGACACAAAUUGCUGGUAGCAGAAUUUCUGGAACAAAAUUAUGAUGCAAUCUUUGAGGAUUAUGAAAAACUCCUUCAUUCUGAGAAUUACGUAACGAAGAGACAAUCUUUGAAGCUGCUGGGUGAAUUGAUUCUGGAUCGACAUAACUUUGCCAUCAUGACAAAAUACAUCAGCAAACCAGAAAAUCUGAAGCUGAUGAUGAACUUGCUGCGAGAUAAAAGCCCCAACAUUCAGUUUGAAGCGUUCCACGUGUUCAAGAUGAGAUCUAAAGGAGCAUCAUUUUGGUUUGGGCUGAGGGUGGCCAGUUGAGUAGCGAUGAGGUGGAUGCUACAGGUAACAAAAUACACAGCUUCUAGGUGGUAUCCAGGGUACCUUCCCCCAACUCUUAGGUCAUUUAACCAUGUGAUUCUGGGUAAAGACUAAGAAAAAAAGUCUUAAAACUCUACAUUAAAACUACAAGUAGAUGGAGCUGGCCCUGUGCAUCAGUGCAAGCACAAUCUGCUUUUUAAAGCUAUUAAAAAGAUUUGAUAAAUCUGAGCUUGAAAUGAGUAUAAUCCUUCUGCCCUUUUGCAGUGAUCAUUAAUGCAGUCUUAAACAAUUACCAGACCCAAACAGUGUCCCAUUUUUCAUGAUGAUUAAUGUUAGUAGGUGAGAAGUUUACCAUUUUCCUAUCAAAAAAAAUAUCUGUUCUGGGACGGAGGGCGGGUUGAAUUGUUAUUAUGCAAAACUACCUUUAAUUUGGAAUGAAUACAUUAAUUUCAGACUAUGCAAAUAGAGUUGUUAAUGAUUUUCAGAAGAAGAAUACUGGGCCUGUAAGGAUAUCCUUCCCCAAGACGGUUAAGAAAGAUACCAGAUCACACCAAAAGGCAUGCUAUUGGAAAAAGGUUACAUCACCCUCCACAAAUUCAGGGUGACUUGUUAAGUUUUGUACUUCUGCCAUUCCUGAUUUGGAAAAAAAAAGCUUUCAGAUCUUCAGUGUGGAGGCUUAGAGGGUGUGCAGCUUCUCUGACAAGCUUUCCGUUUCCAAAAAAAAAAAAAAAAAAUACUUCAAGGAGAAAAUUUUUAAAAAUUCCCUUCCUGAAAUAAGCAGCUUGGUAAGCUGUUCCCUUGCUGACUUCCUCCAUAGUCAGCUGAACCACUGUGAGUAACUUCUACUCUUCCUUCUUAUCAGGAGGUAUGCGGCUCCAAGAUAAGCAAGCAGUCAGGCUCCAAACACUUGCAGCCUUUGACAUGCCUGUGGAGGGAAGGGAUCAGAGGAUUGGGCUCUCUUAGCUGCUCUGUGAAUAAAUGCCAUUAUUUUUAUGUAUGAAACACAUGAGUUGCUGUUCCUGAAUUAAUGAUAGUCAUGGCCCAGGCCUCGGGAACAGCUGAUUUUGCUUAUUUUAAGAGGCAUUUGAAAGGAUUUGGAAUAACUUGAAAGGAUUUCAGUGUGCAACCAUGUCACGCACUGCUAUUGCUCCCAUUCCACCUUCCCUAUUCCUCUCUCCCUUUCCUUUUCCAGUAUGUUGCAUCCCAUUUCCAGUUAUAGUGGGGACGUUGUAGGCUCAGCCUUGCUUGACUACUUGCAGUCGCUAUCACAUGGCCAUAAACGCUGAGGCCUUGGGGUGCCCAGUGAAACAAACUGUGCCUGGUGGUAACUCUUCAGUUCAAAGGGCCAAACUCUGUCCUCAGGUCCUAACCUCCACGGGAUGCUGUGGUUUUGGUUUUUUUUCCAGUGGUACCCGUCGGCAUUUAAGCGGUGCCACGGCAUUCCUCCCGCCAUCUCACAUGCCCAGUGCUUGUUGUGGGGAAAUUGCAGGCUCGGAGCAGAACCUGGUCAGCUGGAAAUUGCUUAUUUAUAACCACCAGCAGCGCACCAGAGUAACUCCAGAGGUGCAGCAGAGCUCCCCUUUUAGGUCCUCGCUGAGGAUCUGGGUUAGCUGGAUGUAGCAUUCAGCUUCUCCCCGGUGGGCAGGGUAGUUUUAGGGCACGUUACAGAAAAUUACAUCGUGAAUUGGCUUUGUAGAGCGGGCCAGAGUAGAUCAUUUUCCUCUGAUUUCACUUCUUAAAUUGAAUUCUAACUUCUUGACAACUGCUAAAGGAAAUCCUUAAACAAUUAAGGGAGUGGGGAAAGCCGCUACUGGCUGGUUGUGCCUCCUGUCCUGCAGUGUCCCUGCCUCCUGUUUCUGGGUUGGUGUCCCUCAGCCCAGUUCUCGUCAGCUGUACUAAUUCCAUGCUAGUGUAACUGGGAGAGGAAUCUUGUCCUCGGCUUUUAAUCUCAUAAAUUUUAAACUGUGCCUGCAUUUUUAAAUUGUGCUUGCAAAAUACCUGUGCGGUCCUGGUUGAAAUUACAGUAGACUAACCACAGUGAUUUGAAAUCAAAGGUCUGCUGAGAAGUGGAUACUUGCUGCUCUGUCUGAGCUGCCAAAAGAUUUGGGUUUAAAUUACCUGAUUUAGAUGUUUCACCAGUUAGACACAGUUGAAAUGAAAAAGUGCUUGUUUUGUAAGCACCCAGAUUCCUACACUCCCAUGCCCCAGCUGACCCAAAAAAAGGCACAUGACUUACCGCCCUGAGGCAAUUUCUAAUUACUGAAGAUUCAAAACUGUAGAGAUAGAGGUUAAAAUGAUGAGCACCUCUAGUGCAAAAAUAUUUUGCAGGAACAUUUUAUGGUUGAAAACGCCAGUACCUGUCCUGGUUUCAGCUGGGAUAGAAUUAGUUUUCUUCCUAGUAGCUAGCGUAGUGCUGUGUUUUGGAUUUAGGAUGACAAUAAUGUUGAUAGCAUGCUGGUGUUUUAGUUGCUGCUGAGCUGUGCUUACACUAAGUCAAGGACUUUUCAGCUUUUCAUGCUGCCCUGCCAGUGAGGAGGCCGGGGGGUGGGGGGCACAAGAAGCUGGUCAGGGACACAGCCAGGACAGCUGACCCAACCUGGCCAGAUUCCAUACCAUCGGGUGUCAUGCUCAGCAUAUAAACUAGGGGGAAAGCUGGCUGGGGGCUGCUGCUGGGCACCAGUUGGUGGUGAGCAAUUGUUUUUCAUUUGCAUCACUUGUUUUUCUCAGGUUUUAUUUCUCUGUUAUUUUCCUUUUCCUUACAGUUGUUUUAUUAUUAUCGUCACCGUCAUCUUCAUCAUAAUGACGUUUAAUUUCAAUUAUUAAACCAUUCUCAUCUCAACCCACAAGUUUUCUUACUUUUACCCUUCUGAUUCUUUUCUCCAUCCCACCAGGGGGGUGAGUGAGCAAGCAACUGUGUGAUGCUUACUUGCCAGCUGGGGUUAAACAAUGGCAGUACCCCUUCAAGCCCUGAGAACAUUUAAUUCAUCCAGGAUGCUUUUGGGUGGGAAAUUGAAGGCAGCCAGAGCUCCCACUUGCAGUGCCUCCUCCCGUUCUCCACUGGGGAGAUGCUCGAUCUUCCUCCAGCUCCUCCUCUUCCUUUUGCCUGAGCAAAAUGGAGCUUCUAUUUACUCAUUAGGAAAAGCUAACAGACCUCACCCCUUUCCUCCUCCUCCACAAAUAAUCCGGUGGGGUUGCCUAGAGCCGUGGGCUUUGAGAGUCACCGGUUCUUCUCUGCGUUGACUUCAGUGGAGAGCUCCCAGUCUUGAGCACGUACACGUUGAGGACCAAAUGUUGUUGGGAAGGACUCUCCAGAUCCUGUGAUGGGUUUGUGAGAGUUAUUGGUGGAGGCUGCUUUGAGCUUGCCCGUAGGGGAGAGCAAAGCUCUCAGACACGCGUCAACAUGGUGUGGGUAGUCCUUUGACCUUACGCAUCUACGACUAAAAGCUAAUAACAAGCUCUCUUGGCUUUCACAUAAACAAAUAGAUUAUUUUGAGGAAAACACCCUGUAGCGGUGAAUUGGGAUCAUACAACGUUCUUAAGCAGACAUUUAGCAAGACACAUUUUACUGUUUAAAUCUAAAAAUAGAAUGGGUACACUGUGUUUUCUGACCUUAGUUUUGUUUUUCCGUUCUCUUUCGUGCACAUUAGAGUUACCUCCUGCAGCUUGCUCUGCAAGUGGUCUCACAUAAUUUGACCAUACUGACAGUUUCCUCUCGGUACAGAGCUGAAACCACAUUUGUGGGGAUGUGUCCUCUCUGUUUCUAAGCUGGAGAAUUUAAAGGGCAAGAAGUGUGACACGGAGCAUUGCGCUAUAAGCUACAUGAACCACAAGGCAUGUCCUGUGUGCAGUUUCCUGACACAGGAAGAUUGUGCGUGACCCCUGAGUAAGGCUUAAAAUACCCUGUCCAGGGUAUCCAAUCCCUGAAAUUGCUUUUGUUCUGCUGUAGUCCCAGAGGAUGGUGAUGCCUGGUUAUUAAUGGUAAGGAAACAAGGUCAGAUUCUAUAAUCAAGUGAUUUUGGUAUUUGUUUGAAGAAAUACAGUGUAUGACUCUUAAUGGAGAAGAGAGCAACAGUUCCACUUUGGACAACUCUUGAAGCUUCAGAGUUGAUUUUCAUUCCAGACCUUUUGCAAGUAUUCACAAAGUGGAACUGUGCUGAAACGGCUAUUUUUAGAGUUGGAAUUUUAAUAUGAGUACUCUCUUUAUUUUGCUCUCUGUCUCUCUUAUAGAUCUUAAUUCAGUGCUCUAGAAUACGCAACCUUUCAUAAUAAAACCAUAGGUUAAAGUUUUCUGUGAAGUGUUUCAGCUUCAGUUAUACAUUAUUUUAGCAGAAAUGUUCUGGAUAGCAUUAAUAAUGAUUUCUGGUUUCAGGGAUUUAUCCCCUCCUCUGUAUCAGUACAGAAUUCUGAAUGUGGGGGGCUCGUUUAAAGAUAAAGUCUCGUGGUGGUCCUAAUCCAAGGCUUUGUGAAGCUGAUUAGUUGGUACCGGCAGGAUUGAUUCUAUUUGCUUAGCCAAAGUAUUUAAUAACAUUUCAGGAAUUUUCUGGUCCUUUAACAUUUUCUUUAUGAGUCCCUGCUGACAUUGAGCAAGACUGGCAGUCAAGAUGAUCUGUGUUUGAAUGUUCAGCUUGACAGUUUUGCAAGGGGAAGAUUAUAAUCUAUAAAUAAUCGAGCAGGAAGAUAAACAGGAUGUGAUGUCUUCUAUUAAACCAAGUUCUUUAAUUAUUUGCUAUGGUAAUGCCAGUUGUUAGACCAAUACGAAAUGCUGGUAUUUACUAGGUUUAACACUAAAACCUCCCGGUUCUGCUUGACGACCAGAGUAUAGGUUUUACAAGAAGAAUGAUUUAGGUUUCUUCAUUUUGAGAGUCAGCCUUCACCUAUCCUUGUAAGGAGGCCUUAUAUUCAUUGAAGGAAGGUGUUCAGCAGUUCUGUAACAGAUCCCAUUUGCACUGUAAUCAGAUUAUUUCUGGAAAUGUGGGUCCUGACAGUGUUCUUGACGGUUUUCUUCUCCUGGUCGCAAAGGGGGAACCGAGCUCCAAAAUUAAAAACAUUUAAUGAAGAUCUGUAACGGUUACUUUCCUCAUCCCCGUAUGCUUACAUACUGCUUUUCUCAGAGGAGGCUCGUCCAGAUGUCCCGGGACUUGUCACAGUCCAAAUCCUGGAAGUAUCCGGCCUCCAUCAGUGUGGUGACCUGCUGUGGGUCAGCACGUGGGGAGCUGCAUUGCGGGGCGGCUCGAGCUGAGACCGUGAACUGCUGCAGUCUCAGCCACAGCCAAACAUUUGUACCCACGAGAUUUCAGGAUUCGUGUCCCUUCGAUAAGGCACAGACUGGAAGGCUGUAAAAUCCAUUCAGCAGUGAUUAACAUCCCCAAAGCCUUUAUUUAUUUAUUUAUUUAUUUUCUCAUGGGGGGAACUGAUGCAUCGAUAGCAGCAUAUCGAAGUUAUUUGUAAGAGAAGGCAUAUUGCUUUCAAAUGCUGCAGGCAGGGACAGAACACUCAGCUAUCCACAGACCAUUAAGUGUAGUGGGAGCUGUGAACUGGCUGUCCAACCCACUGGUAAAUGUGUCCCUGGUAAGAUGUUGCGCUUGGAGUUCUUGGGAGCAUCUCUCAGGAAAGCUGGUAUUGAAGGGAUCCUUGAGAGCUGGGUUUGUUGGUGCUACUCUUGAGAAGUUUUAGGUGGCAAGUAGGCAUAAAAAGGAGUUAUUUUGAAAUUACAGCACCGGGUCUUUUGAUAAAGGUGACAUGGAGGCCUGUGCAAAGAAAGCAAGAAUAAUUAUAGAUCUUUUACUGUCACAGGGAUCACGCCUGGCCACUGGAUCAAGGAAAACUUUGUAAAAGACUUGGGGCCUGGGAGCAGCAUGGCAGAGGUUGCAGCUCUUUCCCCAGAGGGAGAAAGUACGCUGAAGUAGGGACUCCUAGGAGAGACCUGAGGAGGAGGGAUCCAGAGGAGGAAAAAAAGCAUAGGCAGGGAUUAGGGCUCUUAUGGCAUCAGGAUGCCAGGGUUUAAGAGUAGGUGCUUUGCCUCAGCUAUAUGGAGUAAAAAAAAAAACCCCAGUCCUACCUCCCC
This is a messenger RNA of Tyto alba (common barn owl), 7856 nucleotides long. RefSeq names its product calcium binding protein 39 like (gene CAB39L). Gene Ontology annotation, molecular function: protein serine/threonine kinase activator activity. The transcript is spliced from 10 exons. The record is from RefSeq and is a predicted model, not a curated record. Gene Ontology annotation, biological process: intracellular signal transduction. NCBI's taxonomy places the organism in Eukaryota, Metazoa, Chordata, Aves, Strigiformes, Tytonidae. The coding region runs from base 917 to 1792 and encodes 291 amino acids.